Aspergillus ibericus CBS 121593 is the source of this 1276-nucleotide messenger RNA. RefSeq lists its product as uncharacterized. The record is from RefSeq and is a predicted model, not a curated record. Lineage: Eukaryota; Fungi; Ascomycota; Eurotiomycetes; Eurotiales; Aspergillaceae. The transcript has 2 exons. Bases 238 to 1185 code for a protein of 315 amino acids.
UCACUUUACUUCACUCACUUUGAUACUGAAUCAUUCUCCAUCUUGGUCCUCUUCUCACCCACCAUACCUCUUCCCUUCUUCACACCUCCUGUCCUUUACCUCUCGUUCUCGUCGACCCUUGCUAGUCGCUUCUAACACAGUGUGUGUCGGCUCGCUCUGUUCCUCUCAACCUGAUAGCAUCUCCAUAAUCGGAUCUUCAUUAUCAGUCCUCAAGUUUCUUGCUCUCAUUGGUCCAAGAUGUCGUCUCUACUGUCCAAAUCCACUUCUCGCUCAAAGUCCAGAGCAGAAUCGACGCCAGCGACUGGGGCAUCAUCGGUCGGGUCCACCCCUAGCACGUCUCGCCACUCCGUUAUGACCUCCUCGCAGCUCGCCAUGACAGGAUUGUAUCCUCCGCAGACUUACAAGAACUUAAAUGAGCUCGCCAAGACCGUCGCAGCCACGAAGGAAAAGCUCAAGUCUCAGGAUAUUAGCCCGUAUCUGUCAUUUAAGCAUGUUUCUGCUCAGGAUUUCAAAUUCUUAGACGAAAAUCGAGCAAAAUUGUGCAACACCGUUCGUCUGAGCUACUUCGGAGAUAUAUCAGUGUUAAUUAUCAAGCUGGUUACUCCCGAGCACGAGACUGCUCACAAUCAACUUGCUCAAGUACUUGCUCCAAUAAUCCUCAGGGAUAUGGGCGUCGAUGAAGACGAGUGGCUGGCCCAGGGGGCAAAGCGCUAUACGGGUCAGAAUGCUUCAGAGAAAGAGGCUGAUAGGUCGUGGAGAAAUGUGAACCUAAGACCAGCUCGCGGUUCGUGGCCUCAUUUUGUGAUAGAAGCCGGCGUAUCCGAGUCCAUGCCUCGCCUACGCCAGGAUGCUGCAUGGUGGAUCAGUCAUUCGGGUGGCCAUGUACUUCUGGUCCUGCUGAUCAAAGUUUCCACGACAACCAAGACUAUAAUCUUUGAGAAAUACUUUCCGAAACCACGAGCUCAGCCUGGUACGAGAGCGCGAACUACUUGGGGCCCCAUCUGGGAACCUGAACUGAUUUCGACUACGGAAGUUCGACAUGGAGCAAAACCUACUGUACAAGGCGCCCCCAUCGUGCUAGAAUUUGAUCGUGUCAUCGGUAGACCCCCGGUCCAACCUGAGCAGGAUAUUCUCUAUACGGAUCGAAUGCUGUUACGCCUGGCUCGUCAAGUCCUCGACAAUUGAUGAGGCACCGGGUGGUUGCUGUCAAGACAAUCAUGAGGAUUCGAGGACGAUGCUUGUCUUUGGCAUUUCACGCUUGAGGUUGUGCUUACAG